Balaenoptera musculus (blue whale) is the source of this 1958-nucleotide messenger RNA. RefSeq names its product transglutaminase 4 (gene TGM4). Gene Ontology annotation, biological process: peptide cross-linking. Gene Ontology annotation, molecular function: protein-glutamine gamma-glutamyltransferase activity. NCBI's taxonomy places the organism in Eukaryota, Metazoa, Chordata, Mammalia, Artiodactyla, Balaenopteridae. The record is from RefSeq and is a predicted model, not a curated record.
AUGGAUAAGACUCUGCGCUCCCAAUGUCUGAAGGUUCUCCAUGCUGACUUCCUGAGAAAGGAUGCCAUUCCUCACCACACGUUGCAGUUCCAGAUGUGCAAACUCUGCUCUGUCAGAACGGUCUCCAUUCUCUUCAGCCAAGACGAGAUAAGUACCUACUAUGUUCUGGGCCGAGGGCCCCCUGCUCAGCAUGGACGACAGGACGUCACGGUCCCCAACAUCAGGCUGAAUCUUGGUGUUUGCAACAACAUCGUGAUGGAGCUGGACCCGAGAUCAUCAGACAGACGUCCCGGGCAGGCAGCCAUUCACAAUGAGUCCGGUGUGGAGGUGAGGGCCCCCAGGCUGUUGCGUCAAGGUGGUGGUCGGCAGCCCCCACAGGCUGUCAUAGGCAAGUACCACCUGCCAGUGAAAAGUGGAAACAAACAUAUCUUCAAGUCUGAAGAAAAUAUGUUGCACAGGUUUCUUUUCAACCCAUGGUGUGAGGGCCAGGCAGCUUCCUCCUGUGAAAGGGCUGCCUGUGUCCAGGGGGUGGACGAUAACCCCACGUGCAUGUGUGCCCUUGCUUCAGAGGACGUGGUUUUCACGGCUGAUGAGACAGAAGCAUUGGGCAUCCCAGCACGCAGCAUGACCGCCUACGAUUCAGCCCAUGACACUGAAAAUAGCCUCAUGGUAGACACCUACCUGAAUGAGAAAGGCGCCAUCUCUAGCAUGACUGAGAUUCCAUCUGACAGGUCUCUGCCCUUCAGAGUGUCUUCUUGCUGGUUUUGUGUCAGUCCUUCUUUAAGUAGGGCUUUUAGGCCUGGGGAGAGGCAAGCAGGCCUUGCACCUCUUUUUAAAAAUGCCCUCAUUGAGGUUUUUGUAUUAUCUGACCAGCCGAUUCAACUUGCUAUGACCUUCAGUGCUUCCCAGUGCUCCCCAAAUGAAAUAGCAGCUCCUCAGCCUGGCCUUCCAGCCCCUUCAGAGUCAGCCUCCAGUUCCUUUCCUGACUUUACACCCCAACUGCAUGUCAUGGACCAUGCCUUCUGCCUCCGCAGUUAUGAGAGCGAGUACAGACUACCCCAAAAAGAGGACCUUCUUUAGAUGUAUGUCCACGCAGAUCCUGUGCUGCUGGGAAACCCUAUCAAGUUCACCAUCACUCUCAAAAGAAAGACAGCUACCAAAGACUGUCACAUCUCGGGCUCCCCUGAACUGCAGACAUACAUGGGCAAAAACGCCACCAGCCUGGGCAUCCUUCAUAAGACCACGCAGAGGCAAGGUCAAGCAUCUGAAGAGACUCUGCCCUUGGACUCCAAUACCUACAUGGAGGCUAUGUUUGAUGAUGAACCAAUCAUCAAAAGUUUCAUAAUUGCAGGAAUUCUAGAGUCCAAGGAAACGACCGCCUCUCAGGAGUUUGCAUCUUUCCAGUACCCUGAGCUCCCCGUAGAGUUUUGGUUCUAUUUCUCUGCUUUUACUUACCAUGAAAACAUGUACCUGCCUCACACAUCUUCUCCCCCGCUUCUCAUCCCCGCCCCACCACAGCUGCCUGACACAGGCAGAAGUGGCCAGCCACUUAUCGGCACUUACAUCUUCUAAAAUGCCCUGCACAUCUCUUUGACAGACACCAAGUCCUCUGUAGAAAGCCUGGGCGUCUCCCCGCUGCAGACCAUUGACCAAGGGGUGAUGCAUGUCUGUGUGUCUGAAUUUUCCAGGACAGUGAAGCCAGGUGAGACCAUUAGAUUCCAAAUAAAAGGCAUCCCAACAAUAGCUGGACUUGAGAAAUUUAUCAAGUUUAGUUCCAAUCAGGUGAAAGAGCUUCAUGCUGAGAAGACUGUUCUCAUCACAACUAGCCUUUGCCUGAUGCCUUGGAAAGAGGCAGCAGCUCUGACUGGCUCUAAGCCUUGGCUGAGCGUUUCAGCAUUUCCUGCUUUGGGAUUAGCUUUCGGAUAAUUAGAUUUUAUUACUCAUUAGAUUUCAGAUGA